Messenger RNA from Melopsittacus undulatus (budgerigar), 867 nucleotides. Its product is annotated as G2/M phase-specific E3 ubiquitin-protein ligase-like. The transcript has 8 exons. The coding region runs from base 1 to 867 and encodes 288 amino acids. Lineage: Eukaryota; Metazoa; Chordata; Aves; Psittaciformes; Psittaculidae. Gene Ontology annotation, cellular component: nucleus. The record is from RefSeq and is a predicted model, not a curated record.
AUGGAGUUCGAUUGCUUGCUGUGUCGCUGUGCAGAGGCAGACACGGACAUCUGCGGGGCAAAAGAGGAUUAUGAAUUGAUCACUGUCCAUCAGUUUUGCCUGUAUUUUGCCAGUGACCUUCACCCACAAGGGUCGGAACAGGAAGAAGAAAGGGUGUAUCAUUUUCUGGAUAUUUUACACGCAGCCUAUCAGGCAAUGAUGACGGUCUGCUUUGUGUGUGGCAAAAUAGGGGCCACCGUCGCCUGCCUGGGGAUAGGCUGCGACCGCAGGUUCCAUCUCCCCUGUGCCGUGGAGGGUGGAUGCGUCACCCGUUACUUCCCGCCAUACAGCGCCUUCUGCUGGGAGCACCGCCCACGGCAGCAAAAGCUGGAGGUUCCAGAGGACACCAACUGCCUCAUCUGCAUGGACUCACUUGAAGGCAGAACGACCUAUGGGACCAUGGUGUGCCCAGUGUGCAAACAUGCCUGGUUCCACAGGGCCUGCAUCCAGGGACAGGCUAUGCGUGCUGGCGCGUUUUGCUUCCAGUGUCCUCUAUGUCAAAAUAGGAAAGUCUUUCAAACAGAAAUGCUCCUCAUGGGGAUCCGAAUCCCCGUAAGACAAGCAUCAUGGGAAGACAACAAUCCAUAUGCAGACCUGUACGAGAGGCACGGGAGCUGCAAUGCCAGGGAGUGCCUUUGUCCAGAAGGCAGGGAGGGGGCAGAGCCAGACGGGCCCUGGGAGCUGUUCCUGUGCUGCUCCUGUGCUGCUGUGGGCACUCACAGACAGUGUUCCAACCUGGGGAACAGCGAGGAGGACACAUGGGAGUGUGAGAGCUGUGCUGGCCUGGGCACCCGUAAGUGUCGAAGCACCCGGCUGCUCCUGGCCUAA